AUGAAACUUUCGAUCAAGCCGGGGUCGGGCGACGGUAGAGCCAGAGCUAGUGUUGGGUCCGCAUUGAGUGCCGAGUAUUGGGGGCGAGGGAUCGCCUCGGCCGCGUUGAGGAUGGCGGUUUAUGAUGUGUUUUCGGUGUUUGAAGGGGUGGUAAGGCUUGAAGCUUUGGUAGAGGUGGAGAACGUAGGGUCCCAAAGGGUGUUGGAGAAGGUCGGGUUUGUUAAAGAAGGGCUGCUAAGGAAGUAUGGAUUUUGUAAAGGGGAAAUCAGAGGCAUGAUCGUCUGCAGCUUCUUAUCCACAGAUACAAUCACUUGA
Hibiscus syriacus is the source of this 315-nucleotide messenger RNA. RefSeq lists its product as uncharacterized. The transcript has a single exon. Lineage: Eukaryota; Viridiplantae; Streptophyta; Magnoliopsida; Malvales; Malvaceae. Bases 1 to 315 code for a protein of 104 amino acids. The record is from RefSeq and is a predicted model, not a curated record. Gene Ontology annotation, molecular function: acyltransferase activity, transferring groups other than amino-acyl groups.